UGCAGCGGUCGUAAAUCGCUACUUUGGAAACACUUGGCUCAGUUGGUUAGUAAAUAUGAGAUGUGUAACCACCCUCUUACGUAAUAUGUCCCUUAUUUUGGUUUCUGAAAGACGUUUAUCUCCGCCGUACCGUUCAAGCAAAUUCCCACUGGAUGUGUCUGGAAUCGACGGAAACCACGAUCUCAACUGGCCAAUGUCGUCCAGUAUGCUCUCACAUGCAGCGGCAGAGCGUAUCACGAGACUUGAUCCGUGAUAUCACUUCAUCUGCCCUUGGUGGUGAGAAUCGACCUGUCACAUAUCGAGGUGCCAGAUGUGUAGCUGCCAACGGCUCAUCGAAACAGAGUCAAUGGACCCCACAGAACACCAUUGACCCAUAUCCUCAUACGAGCUCCCACUCUCCUUCAACUCCAAACCGGUCUGACGGUAAGAUCGACCAAGACAGACCGGAGGCAGGUGAAACGAGUCUAAGCAUCGGGGUGGGAACAACAACCAAUGCGUCGAACGGACGGGCCUUGAAAGAGACGAAAACAGAAUGGGAUGCGUUAGCGAAGAGCACUGUACGUGCACUCAUUUGCCAACGGUGUGCUUUGUGUGUGAUGACUUCAUUCCUCGAUCCGAUAAUAGUUCAGGCUCCUAACCGUCCAGGACCACGGGACAACGAACGCUACGUUGGCCGUGGAAACUGCGAUGUGGUCGUAUGAUAGACAACGUUGCAAAAAUUGUCAAAAAGAUGGAAGGGCCGAAAAGCGAAGGAAAUGUUGUCUUGACGAGGCCGCAAGCCCUGGGUUAUCGAAAUGCGUAGGUUGUUGAAGGAGUCUGAUGUCGAAUCAAGGUGAAGACUGCGGGGACUCGGUAGGAAACCCGACAAGCCGGUUCAACGAAGAGGGGCACUUUCACUUUACAACCACACUUCCCGCGACUUUAUGCUGAUCAACCAGUGCGAAGGGGUCGGUUGGAUGCUCCAGUCCUGUUGGAAGCGGUUCUGGCAGUUGGAAGGAAGUGAGGAUGAAAUAAAAAAUCCCACUCUUUUUG
Messenger RNA from Neurospora tetraspora, 1032 nucleotides. RefSeq lists its product as uncharacterized. Lineage: Eukaryota; Fungi; Ascomycota; Sordariomycetes; Sordariales; Sordariaceae. The transcript has a single exon. The record is from RefSeq and is a predicted model, not a curated record. Bases 153 to 701 code for a protein of 182 amino acids.